GCUUAAGUGGUAUUGACCUUCCUUGCUGUCAUCAGUGAGCCUCUUCAGCCUCCGUUUACUUAUUUAGUUUGUCAGGCUUAGCUUUCAUUUUUCAGAGCCAUAAUCUGCCACCCUGUAACUGGAUUUUGUUGGGAAUUAGGGGGAUCUGGAGAUCUGCAAAGGCAGCCGUCAUCCCUGAUUUCUUAUUUCUUACUUGCCUGGAGUGGCUGGUUUCCUCUUAACAGGCUGGAGUGAGGGUUUGGUGGCGUGCCCCCGCCAUGGAUCACUCCCUUUUUGAUUAUCUCCGCAGCCCUCACACACCCGCUCAGGACCUGCUUCCUGCCAUUACGCAGUUGCCUCUACACAGCCACAGUAACUUCUCACCUCCCUGUGGCUACCAUAGAGGAGAGGACAAUGACAUUCUUGAUGAUACAGCUCAGCAGGUCCAACCUCACCAGCAGCAACACCAGUCCUUCCCCCCUCAGCAAGAAAAUGACCCGUGGCACAUCUCUCAGCAGAUUCCCUCUCCUAACGCUCCGAAAAGCACCAGUUUGCCACCACUCGAGAACCCCGCUUCAGAAUUGUGCUCCGGGGAUCGAAAUGUGUGUGGUGCCAAACCCAGUGGGGAACCUACGGGAACAUCCUGUGAGGAGUACAGCCAAAAGAGUCUGUCAUUGGAGGAAGCUGACAGAAUGACUCCCAAAGAGUCCCAAGACGGGGGCUAUAAGUCAGACAUGAUCAACAAGCCCAGAAAGGAACGCACAGCCUUCUCAAAAGAACAGAUUCGGGAACUGGAGUCCGAAUUUGCUCACCACAACUAUUUGACCAGACUGAGACGCUAUGAAAUAGCGGUCAACCUCGACCUCACGGAACGACAAGUGAAGGUGUGGUUCCAGAACAGGAGGAUGAAGUGGAAGCGUGUUAAGUGUGGCCAACAGGGGGCAGAAGCACUUGAAAGAGAACUAAAGAAUGUCAGAAAGGGGAUAUUGUUGCCGGCAGAGAUUUCGGGUAUUGAGGGACUGCAAUGCUCAGCGAGCUCACCAAGAACAAUGACUGAUGAUGAGAGCCCAGACAGCGACCUGAGCUCAGAAAAUCCUUACCUAUGACAUUCUUUGGUUUCGUCCUCAAGAAGGUUUUGCUGGAUGGUGUACAAUAUAGGAGAGUCUGUUCAAACAUUUUACUGCGUGUACUGUAUGACAUUCCUUUUAAAAAUGUCUACCGUAUGAUAUAACCUGCUAUAAGGGGUCAUCUGCGCUCUGUGACACCAUCAAGUGUCAGUUCUUGGACCCCUCCUGUUCAGCCUGUAUAUGCUACCCUUGGGUCAAAUUCUUCAGAAAUUUAAUUUUGAGUAUCAUAGCUAUGCAGAUGACACACAAUUAUACCAAGCAGUGUCUCCAGAUGACUACAGUUCAAUUGAGGUGUUGUGUCACUGUCUAAACAGAUAAAAAAAACUGGAUGAGCCAAAAUGUUCUUCAAUUAAACCACAACAAACUGAGAUAAUUGUUUUUGGCAAUAAAGAAAAGAGGAUUGCUGAGAGUAAAUACCUGGAGUCACUCUUUUUAAAAACCAAAGACCAAGUCCGAAACCUUGGUGUACUGAUUCUGACUCUGACCUGGCUUUCAUCAGUCAUAUCAAAUCAAAUACUAAAAGUGCCUUCUACCAUCUGAAGAACAUAUCCAGAGUGAAGGCUUCCAUGUGCCAAGCAGACCAGGAGAAGCUCAUCCAUGCUUUUAUCUCCAGUAUACUUGACUAUUGUAAUGGUCUUCUGAAUGGACUCUCACAAAAGAGCAUUAAACAGCUGCAGCUCCUUCAGAAUGCUGCAGCUCAGGUUCUGACCAGAAC
Messenger RNA from Phycodurus eques (leafy seadragon), 1821 nucleotides. Its product is annotated as homeobox protein MOX-2-like. The transcript is spliced from 3 exons. Gene Ontology annotation, cellular component: nucleus. Gene Ontology annotation, molecular function: DNA-binding transcription factor activity, RNA polymerase II-specific; RNA polymerase II cis-regulatory region sequence-specific DNA binding. Lineage: Eukaryota; Metazoa; Chordata; Actinopteri; Syngnathiformes; Syngnathidae. Gene Ontology annotation, biological process: positive regulation of transcription by RNA polymerase II. The record is from RefSeq and is a predicted model, not a curated record. Bases 258 to 1085 code for a protein of 275 amino acids.